Molecule: messenger RNA, 990 nt
Organism: Budorcas taxicolor (takin)
Lineage: Eukaryota; Metazoa; Chordata; Mammalia; Artiodactyla; Bovidae
Gene: LRRC26
Product: leucine rich repeat containing 26
Exons: 2
Coding region: 1-990 (329 amino acids)
Cellular component (GO): voltage-gated potassium channel complex
Molecular function (GO): transmembrane transporter binding; potassium channel activator activity; voltage-gated potassium channel activity
Source: RefSeq, a predicted model, not a curated record
AUGCGGGGUCCCUCCUUUCCCUCGUGGGGGCCGCCGCCGCCGCAGCUGCUGCUGCUGCUGUUGCCGUGGCCAGUCUGGACCCAGGCGCCCGCCGCAGCCGCCUCCUGGGGAACCCCGGGCGCCCUAGACUGCCCCGAGGCCUGCGUGUGCGCGCCGGGGGGCCAGGCCAACUGCUCGGGGCGCGCGCUGCCCGCCGUGCCAGGGGGCUUGAACCGGCGCGUCCGCGUGCUGCUGCUGAACCACAACCGCGUGCACGCGCUGCCUCCCGGCGCCUUUGUGGAUGCCGGCGCGCUGCUCCGCCUGGACCUGCGCGAGAACGGACUGCGCUGGGUGCACGCGCGGGCCUUCUGGGGCCUGGGCGCGCUGGAGCAGCUAGACCUCAGCGCCAACCAGCUAGAGGGGCUGCUGCCCGGCACUUUCGCGCCACUGCGCGCUCUGCGCGCCCUCUCGCUGGCUGAGAACCGGCUGGCGCGCCUAGAGCCCGCGGCGCUGGGCGCGCUCCCGCUGCUGCGCGCGCUCAGCCUGCAGGACAACGACCUGCCUGCGCUCGCGUCCGGGCUCCUGGCUGGCCUGCCGGCUCUCAAUACGCUGCGCCUGCGCGGCAACCCCUGGACCUGUGGCUGCGCGCUGCGCCCGCUCUGCGCCUGGCUUCGCGGACACCCGCGGCACGCGCCAGAGGCCGAGACGCUGCUUUGCGUAUCGCCGGGGCGCCUGACGCUCAGCCCCUUGACCGCCUUCCCGGACGCCGCCUUCAGCCACUGCGCGCGGCCCCUUGCCGCCCAGGAUCUGGCCGUGGUCUAUGCUCUCGGGCCCGUCUCCUUCCUCGCUAGCCUGGCCGCCUGUCUGGCCCUGGGCUCCGCGUUCACUGCCUGCGGCGCUCGCCACCGCCGCCGCCGCCGCCGCCGCGCCGCCGCCCGCCGCCAGCAGAGGCGGCAGCCGGAUCCUGGCCCCGGCCCAGCCUCACCUGCGGCCACCGCCGCCCAAGCUUGA